Messenger RNA from Boeremia exigua, 2665 nucleotides. RefSeq names its product Alpha/Beta hydrolase protein. Lineage: Eukaryota; Fungi; Ascomycota; Dothideomycetes; Pleosporales; Didymellaceae. The coding region runs from base 337 to 2511 and encodes 724 amino acids. Gene Ontology annotation, molecular function: serine-type endopeptidase activity. The record is from RefSeq and is a predicted model, not a curated record. The transcript has 2 exons. Gene Ontology annotation, biological process: proteolysis.
CGAUAGGCGGCUAGCAAAUACGCUUUUUGGCGGCCCACAUGCACCGAGCUUAUUUGCGAGGCCGCAGAAGUAAACUAUAUCGGGAAGGAGACAUCGUCAACUUGCUCAGUCGUUGGCCCGACAGUUCCAGGAUUCGCUCGGAUGAUGCCAUCGAUGGCACAACAGGUAACGGCCGCGUUGUGGUCGGCCAGGUACGACGCUGGCCCUGCGGGCGAUAUGCGGUACCUGGUUGUCAUCCCAGCAGCAAGGGAACUACAAAUAAGCUCGCUGCCGUUCCCGGAGUUUCUGUUGGUAUCGAUCCUAAUCAAUUGAGCUCAGUGGAAGCAGAUCGUCACAAUGGCAAUGGCACGUUACCUCGGAAUUGCUUCAGCAUUGGCCAGUACUGGCCUUGCUCAAUUCACCCCGGAGAAGCUGCUUGGUGCACCCCGUCGUGGUGCGCUCAGCCCCAGCGGUGAUGGAACAGUUGCUCUGCUUUCCGUCUCGCAGUACAACUUCACCGAGACCGCCGGCACUUCAAGCUGGGGACUCCUGGACCUGAAGUCCGGCGAGUUCAAGGACUCUGGUCUGAACAUCAGCGAGGUCAACGAGGCCGCAUGGAUUCCAGGCACCGACUCCGGCAUCAUCUACAUCAACGGCACCAACGAGGAGAUCCCUGGUGGUGUCACGCUCUGGAUUGGAGACAUCAAAGACCCUUCCAAGAGCACUUUGGCCGCUUCGCUUGAUGCUCCCUACAAUGGACUCAGGAUUGCGAAGACUGAGUCUGGAGACAUCAAGUUCCUCGUGAACAGCAUGGCGUACCCCAACGGUACUGCUGUCAACCCCGAAACCGAGGUCGUCCCUAAGCACACCGGUCGUUUCUACAAGGACGCCUACGUUCGUCACUGGGAUACCUGGCUCACGAAGAACCGUUACAACGUCUUCGCUGGUACCCUUUCCGCGAACGGCACCUAUGGCCUGGCCCACCCUGGUCUGCGGAACCUGAACAACGCUGUCAACUGGACCACCACCAGGUCUGAGACUCCCGUUCAGCCUUUCGGUGACUCCAGCGACUACGCUAUUUCGCCUGACGGCAAGCUCUACGCUUUCCUCAGCAAGGCUCCCCAGCUGAACAAAGCCAACUACACCGCAAGCUACAUCUAUCUUGGUGAGGUUGAUGGUACCGCAGAGCCCAUCGCUUUCAAUGGCCCUGACUCCGAGGCUGCCAAGGCCGGUCACCAGGGUGCCUCUGGCCAGCCCUCUUUCUCGCCCGACAGCUGCAAGCUGGCCUACGUUCAGCAGGAUGAAGACUACUACGAGUCGGACAGGUGGCAGCUGUACACUGUCGAUGUUGCCGCAUCCAAUGGCAGCGUCGCCACUAGCAACUGGAAGGCUCUUUCCGCUGGAUUUGACCGCUGGGUGCAGGGUCCUCUCACUUGGGCGCACGAUAGCUCGUCCAUCUACGCUACCGCUGAGGACUACGCUCGCGUGAAGAUCUUCAACUUCCCCAUCACUGCCGAUGCAAGCUACGUUCCCGAGCCUUUGACCUCUAACACUUCGGUAUCUAGCUUCUCCCUCCUGGAGAACAACGACUUGCUGGUCACUGCCUCCGCUAUCUGGACACCUGUCGAGUACUACACUCUCAGCAACGGUACCAAGAACACCAUCUUCACUGCCGUCGACAACGACCCCGAGUUCGCUGGUCUCAGCGCCGACCACGUUUCUGAAAUCUUCUUCAACGGAUCCGACCCGAACCUCAAGCAGCAGCUGCAGGCUUGGGUCAUCAAGCCCACCUUCUUCGUCGAGAACAAGACAUACCCCCUUGUCUUCUACAUUCACGGUGGACCUCAGGGCUCUUGGGGCAACUCCUGGUCUAACAGGUGGAACCCAGCAGUCUGGGCUGACCAGGGCUACAUCGUCGUUGCACCCAACCCAACUGGAUCCACCGGAUUUGGCCAGUAUCUCACCGACGCUAUCCAGGGCCGCUGGGGAGGCUACCCAUACUACGAUCUUGUUAACGCAUGGGAGUACAUCAGUACUGAGCUCUCCUCUUUCGUAGAUGUUGAGAAUGGUGUCGCCGCUGGUGCGUCGUAUGGCGGCUACAUGACCAACUGGAUCCAAAGUAAUGACCUCGGCAACAAGUUCAAGGCGCUUGUUACUCACGACGGCAUCUCCCAGACCAAGGCUGCAUGGUCAUCUGAAGAACUGUGGUUCAUCCGCCACGAUUACAACGGCACUGUCUGGGAGUCCGAGGCUUACGACAAGUGGAACCCCUUCGAUCACGUCGCCAACUGGUCCACUCCCCAGUUCGUCGUUCACAACACGCUCGACUACCGUCUCCCCGAGAGCGACGGCAUCGGUCUGUUCAACGUCCUGCAGAACGUCGGCGUGCCCUCGCGCUUCCUCAACUUCCCCGACGAGAACCACUGGGUUCUCAAGCGCGAGAACAGCUUGUUCUGGCACAAGGAGAUCUUCAACUGGAUCAACCACUACUCCAAGGGUGAGCCUUUGGAUGAUGAGCCUGCCGGCAACUAAGUUUGCGGAGGCAGUUACGAGAUGACACUUAGCUACAACGUAUCCAUAAUGAUAAUGAAUUCGUCAAACAAGAAGUGUGCAAUUUGGAGCGUAUAUUGUUGCGAUGCUCACGCGUCCAGAUUUUAGCCAAUCACAACCGACUCAUGCUCGACAG